CGUUCCCUCUUUCUUCUCUCCCCCUCUCCGCCACCUCUCUCCUCUGCACUCAUCCUCCCCUGCACAAUCCCUUUCAUUUGCUCGCAUCCUCUCCUCCAUCUCUCUGUUUCGUCUUUUUUUUCUACAUCCCCUCGUCGACGCGAACGCGUCUCUCUCCUCGUUUGCCAAAUCCUGAAGGCAGACCUCUCUUAUUCUCUCUCUCUCUCUCUCUCUCCGUCCCUCCCCCUUCCUCUUUACGUUUCUCCCUCCCUCCAUACUCUAUUUUCUCAAUGCUUAAGUCAGUCAAAAGAGCUACACGGAAGAAAAGAGGGGCGAACGGCAGGCGCUGAGAGAGAGAGACAGAGAGAAGGAGAGAAGCUGGAGGGAGAGAGGGGAGAGGGGGGACCGGGGGUUUGGAUACAUCUCCACCUCUCUUCUCUCUGCCAUGGACUGCCUCUGCAUAGUGACCACAAAGAAAUAUCGGUAUCAAGAUGAAGAGACUCCGCCCCUGGAGCACAGCCCCGCCCACCUGGCCCACAGCAAGAGCGCUGAGAUGCUUCACAUGAGUGAUAAGAACCUGGCUGCCAUGGACACCCUGCACAGUUACGGCCCACACACACACAUCUCACCAAUAAAGCCAGUGUUGCUGUCCUCUGGUCAGACCCCUCUCUACACCUCUGCGGUCUCCACACUGGGGAACUCUCCUCCAGUGGUGGUGAAUACUGACACACUGGAUGGCUCGCCGUAUGUCAAUGGAGCAGAAGGAGAGAUUGAAUAUGAAGAGAUUACGUUGGAAAGGGGGAACUCUGGGCUAGGCUUCAGUAUCGCCGGAGGGACUGAUAACCCUCAUGUGGGAGACGACCCCAGCAUCUUCAUCACUAAGAUCAUUCCUGGAGGAGCUGCGGCACAAGACGGGAGACUCAGAGUAAAUGACAGCAUCCUCUUCGUGAAUGACGUGGAUGUUCGGGAGGUGACCCACAGUCAGGCGGUGGAGGCGCUCAAGGAGGCGGGCGCUAUCGUCAGACUCUAUGUAUUACGCAGGAAACCCGUCGCUGAGAAAGUCACUGAACUCAAGCUCAUCAAAGGUCCAAAAGGGCUAGGUUUUAGUAUAGCGGGUGGUGUGGGGAACCAGCACAUCCCUGGAGACAACAGCAUUUAUGUCACAAAGAUCAUCGAAGGAGGAGCGGCUCAUAAGGACGGACGACUACAGAUCGGUGAUAAGAUCCUGGCGGUGAAUAAUGUGUGUUUGGAGGACGUGAUGCAUGAAGACGCGGUGGGCACGCUGAAGAACACAGCAGAGGUGGUCUACCUCAGAGUGGCCAAGCCAAACAACCUGUACCUUACCAGCAGCUACAACCCUCCAGACCUCACCAGCACGUACUCUCCGCAUCUGGACACGGACAUCGGACAUCCUAACUUCCUGGCCUCGGAUUACCCACAAGCCCUCACUCCCACCUCACCAAGCCGCUUUUCUCCAGUGCUGCAUGGCUUGAUGGGAGAUGAUGACUUACCCAGGGACCCGAGGCGUGUUGUGAUCCACCGAGGAUCCACGGGUUUGGGCUUUAAUAUAGUUGGAGGAGAGGAUGGUGAGGGAAUCUUCAUCUCUUUCAUCCUGGCAGGAGGCCCUGCGGACCUGAGCGGAGAACUGCGCAAAGGAGAUCAGAUCUUGAGCGUGAAUGGAGUGGAUCUGCGGGCAGCCACACAUGAACAAGCUGCAGCUGCCUUGAAGAAUGCAGGACAGACUGUGACCAUCAUCGCUCAGUACAGACCAGAAGAGUACAGUCGAUUUGAAGCUAAAAUUCAUGAUCUCAGAGAGCAGUUGAUGAACAGCAGCAUGGGCUCCGGAACAACUACGUUACGAAGUAACACUAAACGAGGAUUUUAUAUCAGGGCUCUGUUUGACUAUGAUAAGACGGCAGACUGUGGCUUCCUGAGUCAGGCCGUGGGCUUUAGGUUUGGAGAUGUGCUGCAUGUUUUGGACUGUGGAGAUGAGGAGUGGUGGCAGGCCUGCAGAGUCAGCCCACAGGGGGACGAGGAGGAGGUCGGCUUCAUCCCCAGCAAGAGGAGGGUUGAGAGAAAAGAGUGGACGCGGUUGAAGUCGAAAGAAAGAGACCGAAGUCGAGACAGUACAGGUUCUCUGGGAAGGGAAGAGCCCGUACGGAGUUACGAGACAGUUGCACAAGUGGAAGUGCACUACGCGAGGCCCAUCAUUAUUCUGGGCCCGGUGAAGGACAGAGUGAAUGAUGACCUGCUGUCGGAGUUCCCAGACAAGUUUGGCUCUUGUGUCCCUCAUACGACACGACCCAAGCGGGAGUAUGAGGUGGAUGGGCGGGACUAUCAUUUUGUGUCGUCUCGGGAACAGAUGGAGAAAGACAUCCAGAACCAUCGUUUCAUCGAGGCGGGCCAGUACAACAGCCACCUGUAUGGAACCAGCGUUCAGAGCGUCCGAGAGGUGGCCGAACAGCAGGGAAAGCACUGUAUUCUGGAUGUGUCCGCAAAUGCAGUUCGUAGGCUACAGGCCGCACAGCUUCACCCCAUCGCCAUCUUCGUGCGGCCCAAAUCACUGGAGAACGUCCUAGAGAUCAACACACGUCUGACUGAGGAACAAGCCAGGAAAGGCAUGGACCGUGCUAUUAAACUGGAGCAGGAUUUCCUGGAGUGCUUCUCUGCAAUCGUGGAGGGCGACAGCUUCGAGGAGGUUUAUCACAAGGUGAAAACUGUGAUCGAGGAGCAGUCGGGGCCUUAUAUCUGGAUUCCCACCAGGGAGCGUCUGUGAGAGUCCAGCCAGAGCCAGAGCCAGACCACCUCGCCCAGCUCGCCCUGGACUGUGGAGCCCGACUCGCAGAGCUGACGAGAAACAGACAGAGAGAGAGAGUG
This is a messenger RNA of Carassius carassius (crucian carp), 2856 nucleotides long. RefSeq names its product disks large homolog 4-like. Gene Ontology annotation, cellular component: neuron projection; neuromuscular junction; postsynaptic density membrane. The coding region runs from base 425 to 2755 and encodes 776 amino acids. Gene Ontology annotation, biological process: AMPA glutamate receptor clustering; postsynaptic neurotransmitter receptor diffusion trapping; chemical synaptic transmission. Gene Ontology annotation, molecular function: kinase binding. The transcript has 22 exons. The record is from RefSeq and is a predicted model, not a curated record. Lineage: Eukaryota; Metazoa; Chordata; Actinopteri; Cypriniformes; Cyprinidae.